Molecule: messenger RNA, 1739 nt
Organism: Hippoglossus stenolepis (Pacific halibut)
Lineage: Eukaryota; Metazoa; Chordata; Actinopteri; Pleuronectiformes; Pleuronectidae
Product: collagen alpha-2(XI) chain-like
Exons: 16
Coding region: 224-1480 (418 amino acids)
Molecular function (GO): extracellular matrix structural constituent
Source: RefSeq, a predicted model, not a curated record
AUUGGGACAUAUACGGAUUAUUAUAGAUAUAGAUACUAGAUAUUUGAACACAAUAAAAAGUUAAAGAGAGGAAUGUGUCGAUGAUAACUGGUUUCUUGUUUUGUGAUUUUGUUGUCAGGGCUUGAGUGGCCUGGACGGGUUACUGGGGGUUGAGGGUAAUGAAGGAUAUACGGGUGCCGUUGGUUUCAGAGGAGCUCCUGGAGCACCUGGCUGGUCCGGCAAGAUGGGAAAACCGGGGCCUCCUGGGAUCAGGGGAAACACUGGAGCAGGAGGGUUUAAGGGUAAAACUGGUCCAAAAGGAACACGUGGACUUUCUGGACCAAUUGGGCCAAAGGGUAUUCCAGGACUGAGAGGAGAGAAGGGGGAAUCUAGAAGUCUUGGUACAAAGGGUCUCCCAGGUGAAACAGGGCUCUUGGGACCGAUUGGGCCCCCGGGGCUGAAGGGGAAUCCUGGUUUGCAGGGGCUGAAAGGUCAAAUAGGUCGUAAAGGAAAACAGGGAAACACUGGUCCUCGUGGUCCACCUGGGCUAGGAGGCUUCCAUGGACUUCUUGGCAAGCAUGGAAAAAAGGGAGUGAAAGGUCUCCAAGGCAGGAGAGGACCUAAGGGACUGAAAGGAAAGCCUGGACCUCCAGGGAAACCAGGAGCUCCAGGCAAACAUGGUUUGACACAAAGAGGACGAUCAAAGCCAAGACCAGGUCAAAGAAAUGAGCCCAAAACAACAAGUACAAGAUCUAAACUGACAAGAUCCGGACAAACACCCAAACACCCGAAGCAAAAGGGAGGACAACAAAAAAGGCCCAGGCUGGUGAAGACGAGAUUGCCUCGAAGUGAUGAGGCAGAGGAAUCUUUUAUUUGGCCCCUGGGAACACAGGACGACCCCGGAACCACCUGCCAUGAGCUGGGACUCAUACACCCACAUCUGACUGAUGGUUACUUUUACAUGGACCCCAACCAGGGCUGUGUUUGUGAUGCUUUGAAGGUUUCCUGUAACUUCACAGCAGGAGGAACAACCUGUAUAGACCCUUUACAGUCACAGAUUAAGCUCAGGUGGGAACCGGAAAAGCAGAAAUCUAGGAGAUCCAUCCAGUGGUUUAGUCAACAACAUGAUGGAAACAAGUUUGAGUAUGCUGGUGUGGAUGUUGUCCAGCUGAGGUUUCUGCGGUUACACAGCCAUACGUCUUUCCAGCACAUGACAGUCAGCUGGGAAGUGGGACCCUCAUGUGCUGCCACCGCAACUAAUUCAACAAAUUGGAGUAUCCACAUCCUGGGAGACUCGGGCAGAGAAAUAGAUUCUCACUUAAUUAGAGUGAGCAGAAAACAGUGUGAGGAGCACGUGGUUGUGAGGGUUCAGGGGAGCACUGAGCUGCAUCGAGGAGAUAUGGAGUUGCUUCCUCUCAGAGAUCUGGGUAUAGCAAUGACGGGACCGACUGCCCACGCCCCUGAGAUCACUGUGAUCCUGGGACCCCUCUGCUUCCUGUGACCAAUUAGUGAUGUGUGUGUUUAUUUGUAUGUGUAUUUAAACAUUGUAAAUAUCAUUUUCAUAUAGAAAGCAGCUAUAUACCGUAUGUAUCUAGAUAUUUUAAAUGAAUAAUUUUGAUAGGAAUAAUUUACUCUGUAUUUUGUGUAUAUUUAUUGAAUUCAUCAUAUACGCAUUUAAUAAAUUGCUCUUAAAUGUUAAUGCGUCAACAAACAUUUGAAUAAAAUUCUGUUUCUAAUCCUCCUUGCAGGGGAUUGAUGUG